AUGCAAACGUUGCUGGGUGUAAUAUUCGUCUCUCGGUCAUCAAUCGUUGGACUCGUACUGGUCAUGCCUCCAUGCUGUGAAGAAAGCAAGGAAAGAGAAAACUUCAUUCGUGCAAACACGUCUCGUGCUGUCUCGUCUCCGUCCAGAUUUAUUGUCGUGGUCGUGCCUCAUUAUCGUCAGACUUUUCGCG
Molecule: messenger RNA, 190 nt
Organism: Amoebophrya sp. A120
Lineage: Eukaryota; Dinophyceae; Syndiniales; Amoebophryaceae
Source: the annotation of a GenBank genome assembly